This is a messenger RNA of Anoplopoma fimbria (sablefish), 2697 nucleotides long. Its product is annotated as protein phosphatase 1 regulatory subunit 29. Gene Ontology annotation, molecular function: protein binding. Gene Ontology annotation, cellular component: plasma membrane. NCBI's taxonomy places the organism in Eukaryota, Metazoa, Chordata, Actinopteri, Perciformes, Anoplopomatidae. The coding region runs from base 1 to 2697 and encodes 898 amino acids. The transcript has 3 exons. The record is from RefSeq and is a predicted model, not a curated record.
AUGGUCGAUGGGGACUGCUGGCUCAUUGAGGGGGACAAAGGCUAUGUGUGGCUGGCCAUCUGCAGUCAGAACCAGCCGCCGUACGAGACUAUCCCGCAGCACAUCAACAACACCGUCCAUGACUUGAGAUUGAAUGAGAACAAGCUGAAAGCUGUGCUCUUCAUCUCCAUGUAUCGCUUCACCAACCUGACUGACCUCAACCUCACCAAGAACGAAAUCAGCUAUAUUGAGGAUGGAGCCUUUGCAGGACAAGCCAACCUACAGGUUCUUCAGCUGGGCUACAACAAGUUGACAAACUUAACUGAGGGUAUGAUGAGAGGGCUCGGCCGCAUGCAAUGCCUCUUCCUCCAGCACAACCUCAUUGAGGUUAUUGCCAGCAAUGCAUUCUGGGAGUGCCCCAGCCUCAACAGCAUUGACCUGUCAUCCAACAAACUUGGCCGCAUUGACCCAUCCACAUUCACAGUUCUCAGCCGGCUGAUGGUGUGUGAACUGGCAGCGAAUCCGUUCCAUUGCGGCUGUGAUCUUUACAGCUUCCUCACCUGGUUGGAGUCCUUCAACAAUGUAACACACACCUACGAUCGCCUCCAGUGUGAGACGCCCCGGGAGAUGUUUGGCUACCCGUUACUGAUCGCCGCUGGCCAUGCCGGUCAGAAUGCCAAAAACAUUUUGUACCAUCGCUGCCGAGAUGGAGUGAUGAUUCCAGGAAUGACCUCUCUCCCACCAGAUCUGGACGGUCCUUCCGGGAUGGGACCAGAGAUGUUUGGUGGUGUGGGGCCGUACCACACCACCUCUUCCUCAUCCACCGAACACAGCUUCAUUCCCAGCAUCAAGCUCCAUCAUGUCUCUUUGUCAUCAGCCUCUCUCCUUGUGCAGAUUCCAAGGCCCUACAGCAAAAUGUAUAUUCUGACACAAUACAACCACACAUUUGUGUCUGACGUCAUGAAUCUGAAGAACAAGAAGGAGAUGAUCACCCUCAACAAGCUCAAGCCGCACACCAAUUACACCUUCUGCGUAGCAUCCAUCCGAAACUCUCAACGUUACAACCACACCUGCCUCCAGUUCUCCACCCGGGCUCAAAAUCAGGAUGACACGCCCCCCACAUCUUCCACUACUACUCACUACAUAAUGACCAUUGUCGGCUGCCUUUUUGGCAUGCUCAUUGUCUUAGGCUUUGUCUACUAUUGUCUACGCAAGAAACGGAUGCAUGAUGAUAAGAGGAAGUCCAUCUGCGUCAAGAAAACUAUAUUGGAAAUGCGCUAUGGACCGGAGGUGGCGGCAGCAGUGGCAAAUGAUCCAUUGGCAGUCCACAAGCUUCAGGAGCAGUCCAGAGAGCAUCACCAGUAUCAGCACCACCAUGGAGGCAAACUUCCCAUGUCUGCAUCCUCUAGCUCGGGAAUGCUCCACUCAGCCAACACCAGUUCCUCCAGACUUUCCUCUAUCCCGCAAGUUGAAAAGAUGGCCACUGCCUUUUCAGAGGCCAUGGCAAGUAAAGGAAACUAUAUGGAUAUCAGAACUGGAGGGGCAGGCAUGGAGCGGUUGGGAGAUGGUGGGCAUGGAGGAAUGGACCUGAGGGACGAUGAUGGGACUGAUGUUGGGGAUGACUCCGAUGAUGACGGACAUGGCUCAGCAUCAGAGAUUUCCACCAUCGCCAUGGAGGUGGACAAGGUUAACCAGAUCAUUAACAACUGUAUUGAUGCACUCAAACUGGAUGCAGCAGCAGUUGCUGCUUCAGGGGCCUCUACUAACCUUACAUCCUGCUCCAAUCCCACCUCCCCUCCCCCCACCAGCACAUCUUCCCUUACUCGUGGCCUAAUCCCACUCUCCCAAGGGGUGACAGAGAGUUGCCAGGCCAAUGCUCCCAACAAAAUCCCCCCUCCACCUCCACUCCCUGCCUUAAAUGCCCCCCUCUCCGAGCGCCCAGGGAUCAGUGGUGGUGGCUUUGUCAUCACUCCGCCCUACAGGCCUCCUCCACCAGCAACUGCUGUACGGCCCAUUCAGCGGCAAAUGAGUGCAGAUGCAGCUGUGGUUAAUGCAAAUUCUGUCAAGAAACAGUGCAGCACCACCUCUUGUGGAUCUAUGGGUCGGGACAGGGAUCGUGGAGGAGCUAGGGUGUAUAGCCUGGAUGUUCCUGAGCCAAGGAGCCCGGAUGCCUGUAAUCAACAACAGCAGCAGUACUCGGACCGGGCCAGUCCUGUGGGCUGUGGGGAACCCCUGGAAAGGCUGCCUCUAGUGGGGAGUGGGAGCUGCGGUGGAGGGGGUGGUGGUUGCGACAGUGGUGGUCAGCAGCAGCAGCAGCAGCAGCAGCUGGAGGUGCAGCAGGACUACCACUGCUCGGAGCACCGCCACUCCGUCCCAGCUCUUUAUUAUGAAGGCUCCCACCAAGGCUCCCCGGCCCAGAAGGUUUCCUUCCUAAAGCCCCUGACGCGCUCUCGCAGGGAUGCAGCAUCUUACUCCCAGCUUUCGCCUGCCCGCCACCAUUCCAGUUACUCUGGCUACUCCUCCAGCCCAGAGUACUCCUCGGAGAGCUCACUGCGGAUCUGGGAGCGCUUUCGUCCCUACCGGAAAGGCCAGCGCGAUGAGGCCUGUUAUGUGACGGCCGGAAACGCCCUUAGAAAAAAAGUGCAGUUCGCUAAAGGCGAGGACCUGCAUGACAUCCUUGAUUACUGGAAGGGGGUGUCAGCCCAGCAGAAGCUGUGA